AAAUUAAAAUGCCAUUUGAAAUAGGAUCGAGGGAGUAACUUUUUUCGAAUCUACUGGACCCAAGUUACAAUAUUUAGUUUUAAAAGGUCCAAAAAAGAGAAAGAAACAAACAUUUCCUUAGAUGACAAGGGAAGCGAAAUUGCAGAGAAAUAUGAAUAAAGUCGUAAAAAUAUGAAAGUUGAUGUCGUUUAGCUCAAGAAGUAUCUGUCAACAAACAAAAAAGAAGUGCGUAAAUUUCAUUUGAUCGGUCGAAGGUUCUAGAAGAUGUCGAAGGAGAACGAACCAGCAAAGCUUCUAUUACCGUACCUUCAACGCGCCGAUGAGUUGCAGAAACACGAACCUCUCGUCGCUUACUACUGUCGAUUGUAUGCCAUGGAGCGAGGAUUGAAGAUUCCUCAAAAUGAGCGUACAAAGACCACUAAUUCACUACUUAUGUCUCUUAUAAAUCAACUUGAAAAGGAUAAGAAGUCAUUGCAACUGGGGCCUGAUGAUCAUUUACAUGUGGAGGGAUUUGCCUUGAAUGUUUUCGCGAAGGCAGACAAACAAGAUCGAGCUGGGCGAGCAGACUUGAAUACAGCAAAGACGUUUUAUGCUGCUAGUAUCUUCUUUGAGAUCCUUUAUCAGUUCGGUGAACUCCAGCCUGAUCUUGAGCAGAAGCAGAAGUAUGCAGCUUGGAAGGCAGCAGAUAUAAGGAAAGCGUUGAAAGAAGGAAGGAAGCCUGUACCAGGCCCUCUGGGUGGUGAAGGAGAUUCAUCAGAGCUGUCCAGUGCACAAAGUGAUACAUAUGAUCUUCAACCUAGUAGAACUGAUUCAGUCAUCAAACCUCCACCAGAAUCAGACUCGUUGAAUCCCACGUUUGACAAUGCACAGUAUUCUGCAAAUAGACCGUCUCCUCCAGCAGCAACCCCACCACCACCUCAUUUACACAUCCCUCCACCUCCGUCAGUCACCACACAAACACCACCUUCACACAUCCCUCUAUCACCUCCGGCAGCCAUCACACAGACACCUCCUUCACACAUUCCUCCAUCACCCCCUUCAUAUCCUGGUGAUGAGUAUCCUUCACAUAACGACUAUUCUUCUCAUAAUGACUAUUCCCCUCAUAAUUUUCAGCAGCCUCCAUCAGUUAAUGCAACUGAAAGUUCUUACUCCCCAUCGUAUCAUCAUCAGCCUUAUGCGCAAGAACCACCGUCUCACUUGCCACAGCAGCACCACCCUUCGCAAUUCCCCAAUUUCCAGUCGUAUCCUAGCUUUGCAGAGAGCAGUCUUCCUUCUGCACCAUCACAUUACCCUUCUUACUAUCAAGGCGCUGAUGCUUCGUAUUCCACAGUGGCUGCAUCUAGCAGUGUAAACUAUCCAUCAAACACUCAAUACAGCUUAAGCGACAGAAAUGGGACUGCAUCAGAAACUGCAUCUGCUCCUGUGAAAACAUAUGAAUACGACAGCAAUUACCAGCCUCCUCCCGAGAAAAUAGCUGAAGCGCACAAGGCUGCAAGGUUUGCUGUCGGGGCUCUGGCAUUCGAUGAUGUUGCUAUUGCUGUAGAUUACCUCAAGAAAUCACUUGAGUUGUUGACAAACCCAUCAGCUAGUCAAUGAAGUGUGUUGUGCUAAACUGCUGGUGGACUAACCGAGUGCUUAUACAUUUUUCUGAUGUUGUUCACUGUUUGGUUUAAUUUGUAACUUGGCUUUCAUCGAUUGCUCUACUGUUUUAUAUUGAAACUGUGUUUGCAGCUAUGUAUGCAGAUCAUUAUGGUGCUUCUGCACUUUAAUUUGUUUGAUGAACAAAUAUAGGUUAAUUCUGAAA
Messenger RNA from Capsicum annuum, 1804 nucleotides. Its product is annotated as protein HOMOLOG OF MAMMALIAN LYST-INTERACTING PROTEIN 5. Gene Ontology annotation, cellular component: multivesicular body. The record is from RefSeq and is a predicted model, not a curated record. Lineage: Eukaryota; Viridiplantae; Streptophyta; Magnoliopsida; Solanales; Solanaceae. Bases 265 to 1596 code for a protein of 443 amino acids. Gene Ontology annotation, biological process: late endosome to vacuole transport via multivesicular body sorting pathway. The transcript has 6 exons.